CUCUCUUAGCACCGCGCUGGCCUCGUGUCGCUCCCCUCCCCCUCCGUAGGAUGCUCUGAAUCAAUCGCCCUUUUCCAGACUCUGACGCCCACGCACCCAGAUCUGUAAUUCCCUCCUCGCCUCUAACAACUACCCAGGUCCUCCUAGCUCUCUACUUGCCCACAUGGCCUCUCGCCCCACCUCGUCUGCCGUCUUUACGCGGCCGCUCUUUUUCUCGUCCCUCGAUGAUGCAGGCCCCUCACGCAGGGCCAGCAAACAGCCAGACCGCGACGACCGCCCAUUCUCCCGUUCCUCCCGCCGCUCCUCUCUUCAACCUUCCCGCACCACCGACCCCUUCACCGCACACCCCACCGGCUCUGGCUCCUUUCUCACUUACGACGGCGACUCUUCUCCCAUGGUGGUCGGCACGAGCUCUUCGUCGCAACCCCUCUCCUCCUUCCCCAAGCGAGCCCGCAAUAGCCUCCUACUCUCCUUUGCGCGGCCAAAAAGCAGCAGAGGUGCAAAGAAAAAGGCAGCGGCGCAGCCGGAACCUAAUCCCUUCAUGUUCGGCGAGGUCAUCGAAAUCAGUGCCGAGGCGGAGGCAAGAAAACUCGACGAGGAUGCCGAGCGCGAGCGCCUCCGUGAUGCCGCCGCGCAGUCCAUCGGACUCGACCCCAUCCUGCUCGAGUCACACAGUAUUAGCGAAGACGAUGACGACAACUUCUUCGACGAACAACAUGGCCAGGGCUCGUCUGGAGAGCCCCGCACCGCGAAUACAACACCCACCCCUCCAUUCGCACUUCCGCCUCCGAGGUGUACCCUUGCAUCUUUAGAACCAUUCAUCCAGCUGCGUGCGGACCUUCACAGGCACUACGCUCCACUUUCGCUUCUUAAGCUUACUCUUGCUCGCCAAUGGAAGCCGCGCUUUCUCGUGCUUUCCUCAUCUACAUCCGCUGCUACGCCAUCUUCCCCGACGACAUCUCUGGCAUGCCUGCAUUUGUUCAAGAACAAUUCACCAGACGAGGGCGAGCUGGAGCGCCUUGAGGUCGGCGCGGACAGCGUCGUCUUCGUGGCCGAGGAAGAAGUCGGUGGGCGCCGCGGCAUCGUGCGGAUCAAAGGUGCAGGACUGGGAAGCAGGGUUACGGGAACAAGGAAGGAUAGCGAAGGAAGAGAGAUGGCGCUCCAUUUUGCAGACCCGACGAAGGCGCAGGAGCUGAUUGCGGUGAUUAAGCAGGCCGUAUUGAGCCAAAGGUCGCUUCGUGCUGGGCUCGGUGUGAUGCCACAUUCACCGUCGGGCGGCUCAGAGCCCCGAGGAGAUUUGGACGUGAUGCUCUCGAUGCGAGCACAGGGCAUGCUCGUGCCCGGCUCGCCGGCCUCCAGCUCAUUUCCCCCUAGUGCGUUUUCGCCCACGUCCAAUGGACUGACCUUGGAAACAUCGACGUCGUUAGCGAGUUCCACCGGGUCGCAGCGCUCUGCGUCGGGUACGCGCAGCCCUGCGAGCACGGGAGGGGUCGCUGCGCUACGUGGCCUCUUCUCUGGAUCGGGCGCGAGUGCACGGCCGCGCUCCCCCUCGUCUGUGUCCACGACAACGGCGGAGUGGGACGUGGACUCGGACAACAUGAGCCAUUACCAGCAUUCCCACUCGCACUCGCUUUCGACGCAUUUGGGAGGGCACGGCCACCAGCACGAAGACUCGUUUGGGCGUGUCGGCUCGAGCCUGUUGAGCAUGUUUCGCGUGGGUGGCGAACGGCCAAUGUCGCCUGCGACGCGUCCACGCACGCCUGCGUCGAUCGCCUCCGCCUGUGCCUGUGCCUCUGCAUCGGCAUCUGUCCCAUCUACACCUCGAAUUGUGGAGCCGCCUGCACCACCUGCGAUCGUGCUUGACCGGAAGAUCAAGAUUUUGCAAGAGAAAGACCUGGAGAUGAUUGAGGGGCUGCCGUUCGGCAGCAGUUACGAUGCGGGACUGCUGAGGGGACGGAACCAUCUGUCGAUGCAGGCGAUGCGUGGAGCGGGAGCUGAGCCAGCGCUGCAACCUGCGCCGAGAAGACCGAGGGCAAAUACCGCAAGCGGGGUGGAUGGGCGGGGGAAGUCUGAGAGUGGAUUCGGGGCUAAUGGGAACAUGAUGAACGGGAGCAGGUCGACGUACACGCACGCAAACGAGAGCACGGCGGAGAGCUUUGGGCUUGGGGUGAGCAAUGGGAAUGGACCCGGGACGGGCCUCGGGCUGCGGCAGCCGAACGGGAGCUGGAUCUUCGCGGCAAACCCGCCGGCGUCACCGCGCACGGGCAGCUCGUUCGGACAGGCUCAGGACGGAGGGGGCCGGCCGCGCACGAGCUUGUCAAGCAUGUCGAGUUAUGGGUCGGAGGAGAUGGUUGGGAGUGCGAAUCCGAAGCGGUGGUCGCGCCAGGGCUCGCAGACCGCGCGGCUGACGCCGCCGCCCGAGGACGCGUCGAGCUCCGCGGUGAGUUUUCGCGCGCAGAGACACCCGUACGCGGCGGAGACGGGCGGUGCGAACUUGAAGGAGGGUCUGAGCCGUUCGCCGUCGAGUCCAUAUAGCUUCGUGAGUGGCUUGCGUGACUUUUCGAAGCGCGCGUCGGGAUCGAGCGCGCGGAGUGUGAGUAGUUGUGGAGGGAGCUUGGGCGGGAGUGGGAGUGCAAGUGGUGGGGGGAGUUUGUUGGUUCAUCAGAACACGCAUCAGCACCAGCAUCGGCCGCGCUCGGCACAUCGCGCGUCGAUGCCCCCGCCUCAGAGGCCUGCGCCGCUGAUUGCGCUGCCGCCUACGCCGGCGGACGAGUCGCCUUCACCAAGUCUGAACUCGAUGCUUCCUGAUGGUAACAAGACAUCGCUGUCGCCUUCCUUGCGCGCGUCGCUGUCGCUUCGAUCGCGCAACCAUCGACUUUCGCUAUCACCGCCGAAGCUGCCGCCGUCCUCGGAGCUUCCACCGCGUCCUGACGAGCCUGCUGCCGGAAAUGGCAUGAGCGUUGGGACGGUGAUGAAUCGGAGUAGGCGGAGCGGGAGUAUUGGGAGCAGUGGACUCGAGACUAUCCCUGCGUCGCCGUCGUCGCCCGCGUCGUCACAGCUCACUCCGCCGUAUCCUCCACCGAGCGGGCCUCUCCCGCCCACGCCCGAGACACAGGCGACACAGACGACACAGGCACCUUCGCGGUCCUCGAUCAAAAAACGCCUGCGCAUGCUCAGCUCGCCAGGGCCGUCUGCUUCGCCGCAGCCGUCGGUCUCCCCGCAAUCGCCGCCAUCGCCUGCGCCAUCCACGAUCAACCCGUACGUCGUCUCCAUACCUAUACCCUCGACGCCCAUCGGGGAGCCGAUCGUCACGCUCACGAAGGACGCUACGAACCUUCUCUUGAGCUCCGCGCCGACGCCCCCGCUCCCGCUUGCUAUUCCUAUCCCUCCGGUGCGCAGUAGUGUGAUGGCGCCUGAGCUGGAGUCGUGUCCUGACCUUGAAGGCGUGACGUCGCUGUCGCCGCCACCGCGUCGGAGCUCGCGGCGCGUGUCGAAGCAGGAGCAGGAGACUAUGGAGAUGCCUGAGAUGCAGGUGGAGCCGCAGUUGCCGAUGUCGUUGUCGUCGCCGACGCUGCGUCCUGCUGGACCGGAAGCGUGUCCGCCGACGCCGCCGUUGUCGACGUCGCUCUCUGCGCAGACGUCUGCUGUGUCUUUGGUAGAGGCGGACCUGCAUGUGGAUGACAGGUCGGUUUCUGUUUCUUGUUGAGAUUUUGGUUCUUGUAUCGCGUGCGUGUGUGCAUUUAUGUUUUUGUCUCUACGUGUGGAUCGGGAUCUGCUU
Molecule: messenger RNA, 3778 nt
Organism: Laetiporus sulphureus 93-53
Lineage: Eukaryota; Fungi; Basidiomycota; Agaricomycetes; Polyporales; Laetiporaceae
Exons: 4
Coding region: 164-3706 (1180 amino acids)
Source: RefSeq, a predicted model, not a curated record